AUGACUGUGCUUUGCAACCCAGAAAAGCUUUCAGCACAACCAGGCAAAGACAAGGUAGAAGGAGCUGGGAAUGCCAUCAGCAACCUUGGAGCUUCAAAGGCCUUCAACGGGCUUGUGAAGAGAGCAAGAGAUGCAGAGCCGCCCACAAGCGCCCCAUCUCAGGAGAAGCUGGGCCUGCCGCUGCCCACUCCACCGCAUGUGGCUCUCUCUCCGUUCUUGGGUGCCACUUGUAUCAUCCAUUCCGUCUGCUUGCAACAGCUGAAGGGGGUCAAUGAAAUUCACAUCACUAAUUUCUCAGAUGAACAGAUUCCAGUGCUAGAUCCUGGUUUCAGAUUCAUGGCACAAUCCUCAUUCAUUGCAGCAAGCCUGAGUGUACUGACCUCAGAUGGCUGCCCCUUCUCUCCCAGCCCUGUGGCAGCCCCAUGUCUGCUGGGACCAACACUGGAGUAUGAGCAGUAUGAAGCUGAAGCAACUGUAAAGCAAGGUGGCAGCUCCCAGAUGGCCAGAAAAAACCUGUGUGUGUCUGGGGUCACCGUGCAACUGGAGAUGAGGAAUCUUUGGGAGGAAUUCAACAGCUUAGGCACUGAGAUGAUUGUCACCAAGGCAGGGCGGAGAAUGUUUCCCACUUUCCAGGUGAAGAUAUCAGGCAUGGACCCCUUGGCUGACUACGUGCUACUUAUGGAUUUUGUGCCUUUAGAUGACAAGAGAUAUCGGUAUGCCUUCCAUAGCUCUGCCUGGCUGGUAGCAGGCAAGGCUGAUCCUGCUACACCUGGACGGGUUCACUUCCACCCUGACUCUCCUGCCAAGGGAGGCCAGUGGAUGAGGCAGAUCGUCUCCUUUGACAAGCUCAAGCUCACCAACAAUUUGAUGGAUGACAAUGGCCAUAUCAUCCUGAAUUCUAUGCACAGAUACCAGCCUCGCUUCCAUGUAGUGGUAGUAGAUCCACGUCCAGAUAGUGAGCGUUACGCCCAGGAGAACUUCAAAUCCUUUGUCUUCACUGAGACUCAGUUCAUAGCAGUGACGGCCUAUCAGAAUCAUCGGAUCACGCAGCUGAAAAUUGCUAGUAAUCCCUUUGCAAAAGGGUUCCGGGAAUGUGAGCCAGAUGACUGGCCAGGGUCGCCAGGACAACUACUAGGCUGCUUAUCUCACAAUAGUGAGGCAACUCCCUCAGCCCAGAUCCAGAAGACUCCAGAAAAAGGGUUUACCAACAAUCACCGUCUUCCUCCUUCCCUCCUCAGAGAAGCUUCCCAUCUCCAUCACUCACCACCGGUGACACCUGCCGGCCUCCCUGACAUGUGCAUUGCUCGCCGACCCUUAAAUGAGUCAUCAGGGGCCUUGCCCUACAAGCACCUCUCCUAUCACAGCAUCUAUGUGGGAGCACGGGCCCGGGCAGCACCAUAUACACUCCCAAGCAGUCGGGCCACUAGCUUCCAUGCUCUCAACAUCUACACCGCUGGUGGCUUUGAACAAUGA
Molecule: messenger RNA, 1473 nt
Organism: Heteronotia binoei (common prickly gecko)
Lineage: Eukaryota; Metazoa; Chordata; Lepidosauria; Squamata; Gekkonidae
Gene: TBX10
Product: T-box transcription factor 10
Exons: 11
Coding region: 1-1473 (490 amino acids)
Biological process (GO): cell fate specification; regulation of transcription by RNA polymerase II; positive regulation of DNA-templated transcription
Cellular component (GO): nucleus
Molecular function (GO): RNA polymerase II cis-regulatory region sequence-specific DNA binding; DNA-binding transcription factor activity, RNA polymerase II-specific
Source: RefSeq, a predicted model, not a curated record